AUGAACUUACAAGAUUUUGACGAGGAGUAUGUGGACGUACGAACGUUGCCACUCAGGCCUCCUCAACCGUUGUUGCCCCCACAGCGGCCCGUGCGUCGGCCGUGGCACCCCGUCAUGUGGGACGACUCAAUCACCGGCAUUCCUCCACCAGAACAAAAGGAAUCAGAAGAGUCUGUGCCAGUGUCGCGAGAGUACCCCCACAAGCAGCGCAUACGCAACCUGCGCCGCCUCAUCGCCGAGGGGAAAGUUAAGCCUACUUCUGAGACGUUGAUAUUUUUCCUGUGUAACAAAUUCGCCGCAUCCGGCGAACGCAGACAGCUCGAGUAG
Arctia plantaginis is the source of this 327-nucleotide messenger RNA. NCBI's taxonomy places the organism in Eukaryota, Metazoa, Arthropoda, Insecta, Lepidoptera, Erebidae. The record is from the annotation of a GenBank genome assembly.